AUGGCCGACGUCAACAAUCUUCCCGACUUUGACUCCCUCCCGCCCGUCAAAGAUAUGCCGCAAGGCUGCGCCUGGGGAAUCUUCGACAAGGACGGCAAAAAGGACAAGAUCGGGACGCUGAACCUGCUCACGCCCGCAGUGGUCCAGGAGGCACUCAAGGAGGCCCGGGAUGGGGUCUCCGUAUCUCUCAACUGGGACAUUGGCGCCAUCAAAGAUGCCGCCUUUGGGCGCAAGGGCUUGACACACAGGAUAAUCAACUUCCGCGACAGCGAACUCGGCAUGUGGGGGUUCGACGACGAGGUGUCGUUCAACCCGCAGUGCUCCUCGCAGUGGGACAGCCUGGUCCACGUCGCACACCAGGCGACGGGGCUCGGCUACAACGGCUACCAGCCCUCGACGGAGGAUCUCAUGCGAGCCGGGGAGUCGAAGAGCGCCGCAGAAGAUGGCGGGUUCCCGACGCUGGAUCAUUGGCACCGCAGGGGUGGGCUCGUGGGCCGUGGCGUGCUCCUCGACUACCGAGCGUAUGCGCAGGCCAAGGGCAUCACGUACAGCUGCUUCGACGCCCAUGCGAUCUCCGUGCAGGACCUAGAAGCCGUGGCGGAGUUCCAGGGGACCAUGUUCAAGCACGGGGAUAUCCUGAUUGUGCGCACGGGGUUCACCGAGGAUCUUGCCGACGCGGAUCCCGACGAGCAGCAGCGGCUGCUGGGCACCAACAAGGCCGUUGGGGUUGCGGGGAACAAGGCAACGGCGCGAUGGGUCUGGGACCAUCACUUUGCGGCUGUCGCUGGGGACGCCAUUGCCUUUGAAGUCAUGCCGCCGACCAUCGAGGACGAUGGCAAUCGAAUUGGGACCACCGCAGAGCUAGUGCUGCACCAGUACUUUCUCUCGCUUUUUGGUAUACACAUUGGGGAGCUCUGGGAUUUGAAGGCGCUGAGUGCCCAGUGCAAAAAGGCUGGACGGUACGAGUUCCUCUUAACGAGUGCUCCACUCAAUGUACCCUCGUCGGUAGGCAGUCCGCCAAACGCGUUGGCCAUCUUUUGA
Aspergillus calidoustus is the source of this 1041-nucleotide messenger RNA. Lineage: Eukaryota; Fungi; Ascomycota; Eurotiomycetes; Eurotiales; Aspergillaceae. The record is from the annotation of a GenBank genome assembly.